Messenger RNA from Hymenoscyphus albidus, 762 nucleotides. The record is from the annotation of a GenBank genome assembly. NCBI's taxonomy places the organism in Eukaryota, Fungi, Ascomycota, Leotiomycetes, Helotiales, Helotiaceae.
AUGGGUAUCGCUGUAGAUUGGAUGAAUAUGAGCUUCGAGAAGACCUGGUCAUUGAAGACGAACUUCCAAGAACUGCUGCCAAACAGCUCGGCAGAAGAAAUCAAGAAUAAACAGCACGACGGAUACCAAGAAUUGAGCAAUUGGGAAGGCCUCAUGGAGUAUUAUUCAAACUGUGGUAUUACCAAAGAUUCAGAUCGCCUCAUAGCUAUCAGUGGUUUAGCAGAGAUCGUCCGGCGCAAAACAGGCCUUGAAUAUUUUGCAGCCCUUUUCAACUUCCAGAUCGAGGAACAGCUGUUGUGGACGGUGGUAGACCGGAACAAAUGUGAAAGAGCUCAUGGUAAUACCGCUACUUGGGCCCCGAGUUGGUCGUGGGCUUCGGUGAAAGGCAAAGAAGAUAAUCAAGGCAAAGUAAGAUUGCACAAUUACCGGGGUUUUUGGUCUAAAGACUCAGCCGUGACCACACGUGUCACAAUUGUCAGUAUUAAUGUGGCUACAGAUGAGGAACACCCCUGUGGGAAACUUGACAUGAAGGGUGAUAACACUCUCGAGAUGCGUGAAAAACUCACAAAAUAUUACCCAGAGCUGGGAGUAGCGGCUUCGAACGAUCGAAGACAGUUUUGGAAUGUAGGAGGCGUAUAUUUUGAUACGAUAGAUGUGGUGCCAGAGGAAGCUUAUUGCUUUUUGUUAUUGAGUAAGACGGAGUCUCAACGGGCACCGAAUAUAAUAAACGAGUGUUGGGCCGGGAGUCUUUGGGGGGAUUGA